This is a messenger RNA of Coregonus clupeaformis (lake whitefish), 776 nucleotides long. RefSeq names its product lymphocyte antigen 6 family member pge (gene ly6pge). The record is from RefSeq and is a predicted model, not a curated record. The coding region runs from base 104 to 490 and encodes 128 amino acids. The transcript has 3 exons. Lineage: Eukaryota; Metazoa; Chordata; Actinopteri; Salmoniformes; Salmonidae.
UCCAGGGAAGGACCACGAAGCAAACAACCAGUUUUUUUAUUUGCGUGAUCGCGUCGCUCCCGGGAAAGACCACAAAGGAAGGACCACCGUCAUCACCAACAACAUGAGAGCUUUCCAGAGCUGUAUUCUACCCCUCGUCUCCAUACUCUUCCUCAUUAACGACAGUGAAGCCCUACAAUGCUACACCUGCAUGGGUUCUACUGAUGAAGACUGCAAUCGUCAGGGCUCAAAAAGCUGUCCGAGCUACUCUGACGCCUGCGCGGUAGUGCGAGGUCAUGGAAGUGAGUUACACAGCGGAGUGAUGAAGUCCUGCUCCUACAAGUCUUUCUGUAGCCAGGCCAACAGUCAGGGUUACCGGUCGCCAGGGGUCAGAGUUCACUGCUGUUUCUCUGAUGACUGCAACGUGACAGGAAACGCAUCCAAGCUGGAAGGAAGUCUCAGCUACCUGCUGCUCCUCCUUCCCCUGCUCCUCCACUGGAUCUCAAACUAAACAUAUAGCCCUGACCCAACACAAACCAACAGCCAUACCAACUACCCCACAUACCUCCCUACCCUACCCUACUCUACCCGACUCUAACCCUAACUCUCCAAGCCUCAGCUACCUUCCCCACUCUUGCUAUGGCCGACUACACCAUCUAACUCUGCCUAUCUAAAGCAUCUAAAGUAACACUCCCAACCCUAAAAUAACCAUUGAUAUCACCAUAUAACCAACCCAGAACAAACCUAACCCAAACCAACCCAGAACAAAUGAAACCCAACCAAAUCCAACCAAGAAC